This is a messenger RNA of Cladocopium goreaui, 5097 nucleotides long. Lineage: Eukaryota; Dinophyceae; Suessiales; Symbiodiniaceae. The record is from the annotation of a GenBank genome assembly.
AUGGUGGACCAAGGUGUCUUGUACAAAUGCCUGAGCUGCCAUGAAGAUUUGAUACAGGACCUUGGCACCUAUGAGCUGGUGUCCAGGAACCAAGCCACUGACCCAGGUGGCUUGAUGGAAAUCAUUGCCUUGUUGGAGUCCUUGGUCAAGGUCUCUGCCACCUUCGAAGUGCAUUCAGGUCCACUCAGGACCUGUUUGCUGACCUUGGCCAAGGACAAGCCAAGCUUAAACACUUCAAAAUUCAAUGGGCAGGUCUGGGCCAACAUCAAGACUGAAAGGCUUGUGGUGGUCAUGGCUCACUGCAGAAGGCUAAAAAAUGAUGCUGAGAUGAGGAAAGCUGCUGCCAAGCUUAAAUCUGUAGACUACCAAAGGCUGCAGAAUCUGGUUGACAAAAUCAGAGACAAAGAUGAGCAGGAAGAGCCUGAAAGAAUGAGGGAUGACAUGUCCCUGGACUCAGAGGGAUACCCCAAUGAACUGAAAACAUCACCAGCCAAAAAAACCUUGACAAAAGGUAAGAGGUCUGCUGAAGAAUUGGAAGAUGAAGAGCACUUGCCAAAAGUGAACACUUCCUUCUUCAGGAAAAAGAUAGGGUCCAGGGCAGCCAAAUCCUCCAAGGCCUGGGGCCAAGAAGAUGAGGAUGAAGGCUUGGCAAAAGCCAUUGGCUUGCCAAAGGCCUUGCCAAAAGGACAAGCAAAGAAGAGGCCAGCAGCAACUCUGAAGAAACCCUUGACAAAAGGGACUGCAAAAAUGAGGAAACCAGCUGCAUCCUGCAGCUCAGGAAAGUCACCUGCAGGGGUGCAGGCAGAAGUGAAGCCCAAAGGCCAAAAGUGGCAUAAGUUGAAGGUGACAUAUGCAAAGAAACCUGAAAGGGCAUACAUCACUGCACAGUCUGCACCCAAGGAAAAAUUCAGGCUCCUGGUGGAGGGAGCUCAGAGAAAGCCUCUGCUGAGCAGCAUGGCAUGCCUUGACAAAAGGCUGAAUGCUGUGCACUGGCUGUGCACAAUGAAGCAAAGCUCCUUGGCAAAAGGUAUAGCUUUCCUUGGCAAAAGGCCAACUGGCAGUGGCACCACCUCCCAUGCCAGAAGGGCAAGGAUCCAGGCAGCUGCCCAAGAAAGGGACAGGCUAGCUGCCCUGGGGGACAGUGCUGCUUUGGCUGACAAAGCCAAGGAGGAAGCACAGAAAGCUGCUUCUAUGAAGAAGCAGGCUGAAGAGGCUGCUGAGCAGGCAGCAAGGACAGCUGCCCAGGCAGCUGAAGCAGCUGCAGCUGCCAGCCAAGCAGCUGGAUGGGUGGAAGUUGGGCCAUCCAGGAAAAAGCCCAGGAAAGGGCCUCCUUGCCAAAAGGAGAAACCAAACAAAAGGGAGCAGCCAAAGAAAAAGGAAACUCCUUGCCAAAAGGGGCAGGCAAACAAGAAGGAAACUCCUUGCCAAAAGGAGCAAGAAAAGAAAGAUGCUCCUGGCCAAAAGGAGCAGAAGGAAAGUGUCCCUCCUGAAGGUUCCAAAGAUGGGGUGUCAAAGAAACUUGGCCCUUCAGAGAAGGAACAAGCAAAGGAAAAGGAGCAGAGCAAAGGCUUGACAAAAGCAAAAGAUGAUUCCUUGCCAAAAGGAAAAAAAUCAAGCCAACAGAGCAGUGAUGAUGGAAUGAGUGUGGACUGGGGCAACAGUAGCUCCAGUGCCAGUGCCAGCUCUGGCACACCAUCACCUGGCAGCCCUGACCCCUUGACAAAAGGGGAUGAUGGCAAAAAGGGCUUGCCAAAAAAGCAGCCACCCAAGAGGGUUGCAGUGGACUGGCACAAGGUCCUGGUGCAUAACAACCUGUAUGACCUCACAGCCACCCCAUGGCUGCAGAAGCUCAAGGAUGCAGGGUAUGAAGUGCACCUGUUGAGCUACUGUGGCUGGAAGAGAAGCCAUGAGGUGUAUGACUGGGCCUGGUUUGAAUGGAAUGGCUGGGCCUCUGUCAGCUUCACCUGGAAGCAAUGUGGCAAGGAAGGGAAAGCCCAGUGGUGCCUGGACAAUGGGGUAAGCAAGCUGGUGGAUGACAAUGCUGACAUUUGUUCUGAAGCCAUUCAGUUUGGCACCCAGGCUUACCCCAUUGUGCCUGCUGGUCAGAGAAGGAAAAAGGGGCAGCCUAAGCUCCAAAGCUGCUUCUCUGACUUUGCAGCUGCAGCCAUUGACAUCCUCAAGGCCCAAGAGGCUGUGGCACUGCAAUGGGAAACCUUGGCAAAAGGUUCAUGGAUGCUGGCAGGUUCUAGCAAGGACACACCCUUGACAAAAGGAAAGCAGAAAAAUGCUUUGAACAAAAAAGCAUUGGAUGACCUGGGGGAGCUAAGCCUGAAAGAAAGAAUCAAGAAAGCCACAGAAGGAGCUGAGACUGCAGAAGAGGCAGUGCUAGCAUUGAAAAAACAAUUGACCCCCAAGGAGCAGCAAAGUGCAUGGUCCAAAAUGAAAACCAAAAUGAAAAAUGACCCAGCAGAAGCAAAGAAGGUGGAAAACAUGUCCAAGAAGGAAAUUGGCAUCUAUGCCACCAUGUGCCUCUUGAAGGCUGAGGCUCCCAAGUUCAUGGCCUUAAAGCAGGAGUUGAACUCAGGUGUCUCCUUGACAAAAGGAGAAACAUGGGAGUCAGAACUUCAGAUGCUGCAGAAAUUUUCCAGAGAAGAGCUGGAGCUUCACUUGGCCUCUGGUCGAGUGAAGUGGAGAGCAGACCCAUGGACAGGGGGAUGCUACCAAUACCAAGACCAGGGGGACAUCAAGAAAACAAGUACUGUCACCCAUAGCAAUGCAUAUGCUUGGGGGCAGGAAUAUGAAGCUGAGAAUGAAGAAGCUUGGGACAGCCACUUCACCAAGGACCUCAGCAGCCACCUUCUGGAACUGGAAGGCAAAGGGAAGGGCAAAGCCUUGACAAAAGGAAAGCCAGCCUCAAAGGGAAGGGGCAAAGGCAAAGCCAGAGGACAGCCUCAACUGGCUUUGGAAGAUGGUGACCCCAAUGAGGAUGAUGACAAUGAUGAUAAGACAGAGGACCAGGAGUGGUCCACAUGCUUGACAAAAGCAAGGAAAGCCAGGGACCUCUUGGUGAGCAGCCAGGCCAAUCUGCAGGAGGAUAUGGCAAAAGCUGCCAGCUGCCAAAGGCUGAGCAAGGGCACCAAGAAGGAUGCAGACACACUGCUCAGCAAAGCCCAAGCAAUGGAGAAGAAGUGCAAAGACCUCUUGCUCAAGGGGAAGAAAGCUCUUAGCUUGACAAAAGCUAAAGGUCUGAUCCAGGAUGCCACCACACUGAGCAAGGAGCUGAAGGAUCAGAAGAAGGAGAUCUCAGUUGUGGCAAACAAAGCCUACUCCAAGGCUAAAAGAUUGAGAGGUCACCAGUUGGAGCUUGAGAAAAGGAAGGGCAAGCCCUUGACAAAAGGUGCACAGGCUGAGAAAAGUGGCUUGGUCACCAAGCUCUUGAGCCUGUGGGCCCAUGGGCAGUUGUCUGCCACCCUUUGCCAGCAGCUUGCCCACCUGGCUGUCUUGGAUGGAGCCCACCAUGAGGAAUUGAUACAGAUGGCAUCUGCUGGCAACUGGGGCGAGGCCAGUGGCAACUGCCACAGAGACUUCAUGUCAACACAUUGCAAGGGCAAUGCAUUGACCAAAGCCUAUGAAGUAGAUGUGCAGGUCAGGGACCCAAAGACUUCAAAGGUGGGAGUUGAAACUGCUUCGCUGUACUUGCCACAUCUGCUUUUUGCAGACCUUGCUACAUCCUACUCAGAGCAGUUUGAGAAAAUCUUUAAAUGCUCUGAGCUGGCAGCAUUCUGGAAAAAUGUGGAAGCAGUCAAGGAUGAGAGGCUGCAAGGCCACCCCAUCUGCCUUGACAAAAGGCAAGGCCUUGCCAAAAGGCAUGUGGUGAAUGCUGAAAGAACAGUGCCACUGUUCAUUCAUGCAGAUGGUGUGGAGUUCCAGACCAGGGACACUAUCAUGUGCUGGAACUGGGGAGGGUUGCUUUCACAGUUCAGCAGCCUCCAAAGCCACAUGCUGAUCUGUGCCUUUCCAAAGUCUUGCACCAUGGAGUCGACCUGGACACCCAUCAUGAAGUACAUCAAAUGGUCACUGGAAAGUUUGCAAGAUGGCUUUCACCCCUGUGUUGGGCCAGACAAUGAGCCCUUGCCAAAAGGGUCUAUGUUUGAAAAACUGGCUGGAACACCACUCACUCCUCAAGGCUUCAGAGGUGUGGUGUGGUCCAUCCAAGGGGACCAUGAGAUGUACAGCCUGGUGCUGGGCCUCCCUCAUUGGAACAGCAAGUUUCCCUGCUGGGAGUGUGACUGCCAGCAACCCUUGACAAAAGGGGUGCCAUGCCCUGAAGGAAAAUCUUUUAAGUUGCUGAAGGAAGAAGAGCAGGCCUUUGAAUGCUUGAGCCAUGCAGAAGCCUUGACAAAAGGCAUGGAACAGCACCCUCUGUUCCAAAUUGAAGGCUUGAGCACCAAGAUGGAAUACCCAAAGCUGGACUGCAAAGCAGCAGAGUGCAAGCAUUUCAUGCCUGCUCUUCUGCCUGUGAUCAAAGCCAUGCUUGAUUCAACAGAUGAGGUGCACCAACAUAUGGUGCAUGCUCUGUCAAGCAUGGUUGAUUUGAUCCAGCUUUUUGAUGAUGCUGGGAUGUUCCUUGACAAAAGGACAUAUGGCCAGGCCAGGAAGCUAGCCAGGCAAUUCUUUUCCAGCUACUCCUGGCUGAAUGAGUGGGCAGAAGAAGCUGACAGAUAUUUGUUCCACAUCACCAUGAAGUUUCACACCUGUGGUCACAUGGUCAAGAGCUCCUGUGAUAUCAACCCCAGGUGUUGCUGGAACUUUAGGUCAGAAGAUUUUGUGGGCAGGAUGAGCACUUUGGGAUCCAGUGUGGUGCAUGGAGUCAAGUCUACAAGGCUGUGCUCCAAAAUCAAUGACAAAUACCAAGUGCUCCUGCACCUCCAGCUCGACAGGCACACCUUGACCAAAGGAUCCUGGCAUCUCCCUUUGACAAAAAGGAAUUUCCUUGUGGGAACUCCCUUGGCAAAAGGGUUUUGGUCAACAAGAAGCCUUGGCAAGAGGCUAGCCUUGACACAAGGCUUGCAGAGCUUCCUUUACAAAACAACAUAG